GGGAUAAAGAAAGGGUCGAGAAGAAAAAGAAAGCCAAAGAGGUGAGUUGAGCAGUGACUCUCUGAAUUUGGAUAAUGAAGAUAACGACAAUGACUCCAAGAGUAAAAAGGGAGGAGAUGCACUACCUGAUGUGAUUGAUCAAGGAAGACCUCGGUCACAGAAAAGAUGGGGCCAAAGGAUAAAAAAUCCAAGAAGAACUCUGAUAAAGAGGAAGAACAUGCAGCUGGGGAGGAAGCGGAAGGGAAAAAGAAAAAGAAAGUAAAGAAGAAGAAAGGGUCUACUAAGGGAGAUAGUGAAGAAGACACCAAGAAGACGAAAGGAAAGAAGAAGAAGAUUGAAAAUUACUCUGAGAUCUAUGAGCGUGAGCUUCGCAGCUACGAGGCAGAAAAAGUGGAAAACUACGAGGAUGAGUAUCAUAAAAAGAAAGUGUAUGAGGUGGUGACCAUCACUGGCGAUGAGCCAGGAGCAGGCACCGAUGCCAACGUGUUUGUCACUCUGUUCGGAGACUACGGCAUCACUCCCAAAGUCCACCUGGCAAGCAACACAGAAAAGAAGAGCCGCACGGCCUUCGAAAGAGGCAAAACUGAUGUUUUCCGAAUUAGAACUCACAAUGUUGGACCUUUGGAAAAGAUAAGGAUUGAGCAUGACAACACGGGCCUGAGCGCCAACUGGUUCUUGGACAGGGUGGUGGUGACGGAUGUGAUCCGGCCUCACCUGAGGUUCUACUUUGCUUGUAACAACUGGCUCAGCAAGGUGGAGGGGGACUGCCUUCAUGUGAGAGACCUGCUGGGUAGUAUGGACCCCAUGGUCAUCCCCAAAUAUAACAAGUAUAUCGUGAGUGUUUUUACUGCGGAUGUAAAAGGCAGUGGAACGGAUGCAGACGUCUUCAUUAAUAUCUUUGGGGAGUUCGGAAACACAGGUGAACGGCGACUUAACAAUGACAAAAACAACUUUGAGAAGGACACCGAAGACAAGUUCACCAUCGAGGCUCCCAACCUGGGUAAAGUGAGAAAGAUCUCCAUCGGCCAUAAUAACAAAGGCUCUUCUGCAGGGUGGUUUGUGGACAAGGCAGUUGUGGACGAUAUGGGAAACAAACUAGUGUAUGAAUUUCCAAUCGGUCGUUGGUUUGCCUUUGAUGAGGACGAUGGGAAGAUCCAGAGAGACAUUUUGGUGGGGGCGAGCCAGCCCACAGGUAUCGUGUACAACGUCCGGAUUGUUACGGGAAACGUCCGAGGUGCCGGCACCAACUCCAAAAUCCACAUUGUGAUGCACGGCUCGAAAGGCUUGAAGAACAGUGGCCAGGUGUUCUUAGAGGGGGGGCAGUUUGAGCGCGGCCUGACAGACAUUUUCAACGUGGAGAUCGCUGCGCUCCUCAGUCCCCUCAGCAGGGUCACCAUUGGACACGACAAUGAUGGAGUCAGUGCUGGGUGGUACUGCGACAAGGUGGUGGUUUUCUGUCCGUUCACAGGCAUAGAGCAGACCUUCCCGUGCUGUAAAUGGCUGGAUGAGAAGGAAGGAGAUGGGCUGAUAGAGAGAGAGCUCUAUGAGAUGGUCUCACUCAGACAGAAGAGACAGAAGAAGCACCCCUGGUCUUUUUGGAUUUGGACAUCGGACAUUCCCGGUGCCGGGUCUGAUGCGGACAUCUCUCUCCAGGUGUACGGAGAAAGGGGCAAGAGCGAUGAGCUCCGACUGGACAACAAAACGGACAACUUUGAGCAGGGACAAGUAGACAGGUUUAUGAUUGAACUGCCUGAUUUGGGAAAAUUGACCAAACUCCGCCUUUGGCAUGAGAAGAGAAAUCCUUUUGCAGGAUGGCAUCUCAACAAGGCAACUCUGAUGAAGACAUUAACAAAGGAGAAGUAUAAGUUUCCUUGUGGCCGCUGGCUGGACACAAACGAAGACGAUAACGAGGUUGUGAGGGAGCUUCCCGCCAUGGGAGACUCCAUCGCUGAGCCGCUGCCCGUGAUCAAAUACAGAGUGACAGUUUGCACGGGGACGGUCGGCGGCAGCGGCACCGAUGCUUCCGUUUUUCUAAAUCUGAUUGGAGACCAGGGGGACACUGGAAAUCGACAGUUGGUCAACUGCAAAAACAACGUCAAUAAGUUUGAGAAAGGCAACUUGGAUGAGUUCAUAGUGGAGGCAGUAGCCAUCGGGCAGAUUCGCAGGGUGAGGAUAGGACAUGAUGGCAGGGGUGGAGGCUGCGGAUGGUUUCUUGAUAAAGUGAUUGUUAAAGAGGAGGGACAGACUGACGCAAAGGAGUUCCCCUGCAACAGGUGGCUGGACCGCAACGAGGAUGACGGACAGAUUGUUCGAGAGUUAGUGCCGUUCUCAGAUGGACAGCGACUUUACAACGUUGACUACCACAUCGCGGUGAAGACGGGUAGCUUCGCUGGCAGCAGCUCAGACUCCAACGUGUUUGUCAAGCUCUAUGGAGAGAAAGGCGACACCAGUACGAUGAUGCUUUUGGUCUCCGCCAACAACCUGGGGAACUACUUUGAGACGGGCCGCAUGGACAUCUUCACAGUGGAAACGUUUGAUAUCGGACAGAUCAACCGGAUUAUGAUUGGCCACACCAACAAAGGCAUGCAUGCUGGCUGGUUCUUGGACAGCGUUCAGCUCAUGGUUCCAGUCCAUGGAAAGCAAUACAUGUUCCCCAGCCACCGCUGGCUGUCUAAGGACGAGGCCGAUGGAAAGACGGAGGUGGAGAUCUAUCCAAGCGAGAUCCUGGACAUAGAACAGCUGAUCAAUUAUGAGGUGACAGUAGUGACAGGAGAUGUGACUUUUGCUGGUACCAACGCCAGAGUGAUCAUCCAGAUCUACGGAGACAAAGGGAAGACAGAGGUCAUCAUCCUCGAAAGUAGAUCCAACAACUAUGAACGAAACACCACAGAAAUAUUCAAGAUAGAGGCCAAAGAUGUGGGGAAGAUCUUUAAAAUCCGCAUCGGUCACGAUGGCUCGGGGAUCGGAUCAGGCUGGUUCCUGGAGACCGUGGACGUUAAGCGUCUAAUCUUGGCCUUGGUGCCCAAAGAGAAGAAAAAGGAGGACAAGAAAAAAAAGAAGAAAAAGAAGGAGGAUGUGGACGAGGAGGGAGGAGAGGAGAUGCAGGAGGUGGUGCUGACUUACAGUUUCCCCUGUUCGCGCUGGCUGGCCGGGGGAGAGGAGGACGGCGAGCUGGUGGUGGAGCUGCUGCCCGACGAUGCAAAGGAGCUGGAAGUCAACACCUAUGAAGUGUGCAUCUUCACUGGUGACAUGGCCGGUGCUGGGACCGACGCCCACGUCUUCAUCAAUAUUUACGGUGAGAAUGGAGACACCGGAGAGCGAUAUCUCAGGAACUCGGACAACCUCAACAAAUUUGAGCGGCGGCAGGAGGAUGUCUUUAUCGUGACAGCUGUUGACUUGGGUUCAUUGAAGAAGCUACGAAUCCGUCAUGACGGCACUCGUUCUUAUUCAUCUUGGUACCUGGACCGUGUUGAGAUAGUGGACACGAAGGAUGAUACAACGUACUAUUUCCCAUGUACGCGCUGGCUGGCAGUGGAUGAGGACGAUGGACAGAUAGCCAGAGAGCUGGUUGCUGUGGACGAGGCCUUCAUGAGGAAGGAUGAGGACGAGGAGGGAGCCGGCCCAACUCUGGGGCUCGAGCAGAAAUCCAUGUCUACAACAUAUACCAUCAAAAUAAAAACCGGGGAGAAGAAGUAUGCGGGGACUGAUUCCAACGUCUUUGCCAUCCUAUUUGGUGAAAAUGACGACACAGGGGUCAUCAACCUCCGGUCUUGUAAGAACUAUAAGAAUAAGUUUGAAAAGGGGAUGAUCAACGAGUUCACUGUGGAGGCGGUGGAUUUGGGAGACCUGGAAAAGCUUCGCAUUGGCCACGACAACUCAGGGGGUUCAUCUGGCUGGUUCUUGGACUGGGUCGAGAUCGACGCCGCCUCUCAGGGUCAGAGACUGCGCUUCCCAUGUGGCCGCUGGCUGGAUAAAGGAGAAGAUGAUGGGGCGAUCGUGAGGGAUCUUUAUCCCGCCGAGUUACAGACUGAACUCUACAUGCCAUUCGUCCCUUACGAGAUAAAGAUAUACACCAGCGACGUGUUUGCUGCGGGAACAGACGCAGACGUGUUCAUAGUGUUGUACGGACGUAAGGGAGUGUGCACACAGCAGAAGUACCUGUGCGUCAACAAGAGGGAGAGACGUCUGUACUUUGAGAGGGGGGCCGAGGACAUGUUUAUCGUGGAGCUGGAGGAUGUCGGUGAGGUAAUUGAAAAAAUCAGGAUAGGACACGACAACAGGGGCACCAACCCCGGCUGGCACCUCGACAGAGUGGAGAUCAGACGUCAGCUCAGGAAAGGAAAGGGUUCAGAGACAAACAUCUUCCCAUGCGAGUCCUGGCUGGCCAGGUCUGAAGAUGAUGGGGAGACGGUGAGAGAGCUGGUCCCCUCCGACAUCAUCACUGAGAAACUCCUCCGGGAUGGGAAGCUGAAAGUGACUGAAGAGGAAGUGGAGGAUGCUUUGGAAACUCACAUUUACAGCGUGUCCGUGCGGACAGGUGACAUGUACGGAGCAGGAACUGAUGCCAACGUCUUUCUCACCAUCUACGGAGACCUGGGAGACACAGGAGAGCGCAAACUCGCCAAAUCCGAGAAAAACAAGAACAAGUUUGAGAGAGGAGCGGUGGACACGUUCACUAUUGAGGCUGUGGACUUGGGCCAGGUGUUUAAGAUUCAUAUUCGUCAUGACAACGCCAUGAUGGGAGCCGACUGGUACCUGGAACAGGUGGAGGUGCUGGAUCAGGAUUCAGAAGAGGUUUACAUGUUCCUGUGUGAGCGCUGGCUGUCGAAGAAGAAAGAGGACAAACGCAUUGCCAGGACAUUCUUCAUCAAGGGGUACAAAGGUGAAAGAAACACUGAUCCAAAUAUCAGCAAAAUGCUCCAAGCCAAACUGGGACUGGACAGAAAUGCCAACAAGAAGAAAAAGAAGAAAAAGGUGUCAGCUUUGGAAGAAGGUCCAAUCAUCCCCUAUCAUUUCACCUUGUCCACUGGGAUGGAUCGUGAUGGCAGCACCACGGCCCGGGUCUUUGUCAUUAUCAUCGGGCCCAACGACGUUGAGACCGACCGGCUGUGGCUGGACCUGCCUGAGGGAAAGAAAUGCUUCGCAGCCGGCACCAUGGAGCACUUUGUGUGUUACGGAACUGACGUAGGAGCGAUCAAGAGGGUGGAGCUCGGCCAUAACGGAGUCACACCAGAAAGCUGCUGGUUGGUGGACGAGCUGUCGGUUGCCGUGCCAACCAAAGGUAUCAAGUACAUUUUUCCAUGUAAGUGCUGGCUGGCUAAAGACAGGGGAGAUGGUCUGACUGCCAGACUGUUCAAUGUGCUCGACUCCAGCACCAUCAACAUCACCCGCAAAGUCAUUUAUUCAGUGUCAGUGGUCACAGGUGACACUCAGUGUGCGGGGACAGACACCAGAAUUUUCCUGACGGUGUUUGGCGCCAACGGGACGACAGAAGAAAUGCUGCUGGCAAAAAAUGAGGACAGGUUUGAAAGGGACCAAGAAGACACGUUCACUUUGGAGGUCGAUGACAUUGCUCCUCUGAAGAAGAUCAGAGUUCGGAUUGAUGGCUCUGGAAGUCGACCUGACUGGUUUCUUGACAGGAUGCUGAUGCAGAACCUGACCACAGAGGAGACGUUUCUCUUCACUUACGAGAACUGGCUGUCAAAGACAAAAGGGCCAAAGAGGACGAGGGAGUGUGAGCUGCCAGCUGUGGUGGACGAGGAGGAAAUGGUGGAGAAAACAACCUACGUCAUCCAAGUCCAGACUGGUGAUGCCAUAGGUGCCGGCACUGAUGCCAACGUGUUUGUGAUGGUGUUUGGGGAGUACGGAGACACUGGGACGCUGCCGCUGAAGCAGAGCACCAACAUGAACAAGUUUGAGCGUAAAAUGAAAGAUGUCUUCAGAUUCCCCGACAUGUUGAGUCUGGGAGAACUGUCAAAAAUAAGAGUGUGGCAUGACGACAAAGGCCCUUCGCCUGGUUGGCGCCUGGAUUACAUUGACGUGAAGGACGAGGCCAUGGACCAGACCUUUAGGUUCCCCUGCGACCGCUGGUUGGCCAAAAAUGAAGACGACAAGCAGAUAAUGAGGGAGCUGGCCUGUGCCAACAACGACGCUAUCGACCUCAGUGACAAAACCAAAUAUGAAAUUGCCACGACGACUGCGAACACGGACGACGCCUCCACCACAGAAAACGCCUGGAUUGUGUUGGAAGGAAGGAAAGCUCGCUCCAAGGAGUUUGUUUUGGAGAAUAAGAAAAAGAAGUUCUUACGCGGCGCCACCGACACGUUUGAGUUUUCGUCAAAGCACGUGGGGGAGAUUGCCGGGAUCUGCGUCGGCCACAUCACCAAAGACGGAAAGAAGGUGAAGCAUGAAGCCUUCUGGCACGUCAUGGAGGUGGUGGUGACAGAACAGGAGCUGGGAAACAAGUAUUUCUUCCACUGCGAUGCACAAAUCCCCCUGGCAGCCAAAAAGGACAAAUUCCUCACAUUCGAGUGCUUCAAGUCCAUCGAGAGCUUCGCGAGCAAAGUCCGCAAACUGGUCCCCGUCAAGUACGAAAUCAUCGUCAUCACCGGGGACGUGAAGGACGGCGGCACGGAUUCCAACGUUUUCAUCACCAUCUACGGCGUGAACGGGGACUCGGGCAAGCGCCAUCUGCGCCAGAGCUUCCGCAACCUCUUCGAGCGAGGGCGAACCAAUCGCUUUGUUCUGGAGAUGCUGGACCUCGGGGAGCUGCUGAGGGUCAGAGUGGAGCACGACGGCAGCAGCCUCCACUGCGGCUGGUUCUUAGAGUGCGUGGAGGUGACAAACACAGCCAACUCGGUGACGACCAUCUUCCAGUGUGGCAAGUGGCUGGACAGACGCAAGGCCGACGGGCAGAUUGAGCGGGUCCUCUACCCCAAAUAUUAGGAGGAUGCGUGUGGGCGAGCGGGUUCCUCCAGAUGGAAACGGAUACACCGGAAUUUAGUUGUACGUCAACUUUUAAAGGAAGCAGCUUUUCUUUCUUCUAAAGCUUGUGCCAACUCUAGAGCAUUGGUCAGCCUCUUAAGGAUUGAUUUAAUAAUAAAAUGAUUGUCCGAUAUGUAAAGGCUUUGGAACAGGUGAAGCAAAUUCUAGUCCACAGAGAAUAUAUUUUUAAAGCAGUGUAAUCCGAUAAAUUGGCAACACAUUUUUUAUACGGAUCCCUUUAGUUUGAUACAAUACUGUUCCUAAAUGAUCUUGAGCGGAUUUCAUUACUGUAAUAAAAGCAGACAUGUGCACUGAUACAGAUUUAUCUGUGAUAUGUUAAUAUUUGUAUUUCUAAAUGUUUACUGGAAGUUAAUAUAAAACCAGAGUAGAUUAGUUCUCAGCAUUUUAGGCAGUUUAUUUGAAAAACACAUACAAAAAGAUCAUAUACAAGACAAUAAAUAAAAAAGAGACAGAACAGUUUGGGUUAAGCUAUGCAACUUUUUGCAUCAUCAUUAGUAAUAAAUACAGUACAAAAUCCACCCAGAGUGAAUCUAAAGAUUUUCCACAAUAUUCAAUGAUCAUGUUAUUCUUCAUUAUGAUUUAGCUAUUGCUUUCAUAUUAUUGAUACAUACUUCUACUUUUCUAUAAAAUACUCAAGAUCAUAAAACAUUGCGCGGUAACAGCAAAACAGCAGUGUGUUGUACAAAGAUGGCCACUUCCCUUUUUCACUGGCAGGUUAAUAAUCAACAUUUUUUUUCAGCAGCAAAGAAACAUCUGAAAUAUUCAAGAAGGUACAGCAUCAUAAUAAACACAUCUACAGAGCUACUCCCACAUACACAUAGGAAAACCUGAGAAGGACAUGCAUUAAAAAGCUUGUGCUUUAAGUUCUACUGUUCAUUCCGGUUCAUCAGCUUGAGUUAAUACUAUGGCUACUGUCCAGUUCACUCUGGAGUAAUGGGGUACACUGUGGAGGACACGGGUAAGGCCAGUGAGAGCACGAAAUGAAAUAAUAAGACCAGCCAGCUUUGUUCCAAACAAAUACACGUCAUAAUCAUUUUUGCGAGUUAGUAGAGUAUUAUUAAGAAAUGCAACACCGAAAACGUAAGUAGCUUAUUAUACCCAGGUGUAGAAGACGCUAUCUAUAUUGUAUAACCACAGUACACCAGAAGUUUGCUCAAUAAGACCAAUGGCUCAAGUUAGCAUGUUAAAUACUUCCCAAAAUCCCACACAAAGCAACUGCCAGCAAUACAUUAGGACAAAUAAAAGAGCUCAUUAUGGGAGUCCUUAAAAAAUAAAGCGCAAAAUUGAGAUCUAGAUAUGAUGGAAUAUCAUGAAAAUAAAACCCAAACAGGAAAUAAAACAUGACCGAUUAUGGGAAACGAAGCAGUAUCAUAUAACGAAAAGCAAGCGAAUUGUGGAGCCGCACUAAGACAAAAAAAGGUGGUCUGCUUCAGAUCGAGCACGGCUCAUGUUUCGUAAAGGAACAGAUUUCAGAGCCAAAUCAAGAGGUGACAUGAAUGGAAUGUAAUCCAGAUCAACAGCACCAUGCUGGCUAGAAAAUGUGUCGGGAAAACACUCCCAAGUCCCAAUUUUUUUAACAGGUUCUUUUUUUUUUCUCCUUUGAAAAAAAACAACAAAAAAAACAGACGGCAUGCAAAAGCAUCCCUACCGACCAAUGCAUAAUGAGGUAUUCUUUUUUUAUAUUUUGUGUUAUUUUAAAUAAAUAUAUUGAUUAAAUUGCAAAGUUAUGAGCUAGAGACAUUAAAUAUUCCACCACAAUAGCUAGCUAGCUACAGUUAGUAAUAAAUAAUGAUUGUUAAAUACUUAAGGCAUCUUUAAUCACAGCAUUCUAUGUGAACUAGCAAAACCUCCAUUUUCAUCCAUCUGUAGUUUUUUGGAUGGAGGUUUCAUACGAAAAGAAAAAAACAAAACGCAAACAGUCAAGUUACCCUCCAAUAAUACACAAGGAAGCGUGAAAAAAUACUUUGAAUAGAAACACAAAAUCUAGGACAUGAACCCACACCACCAAACCAAAAGAAUCAGGCAACUCCAUAUUAUAGUGCAUUUACAAAACACAAGCUACAUUAGAACAACAAUAAAUAUGUUUUUGCAGCAUUGCAGCUUUUUCUUCACUAUGGUUAAAAUGGGCACGGACUCGGCGUGUUAGUACCAUGUCCAAAUUGGCAUGUGAGCAAAAAAAAAAAA
This is a messenger RNA of Gasterosteus aculeatus aculeatus (three-spined stickleback), 9189 nucleotides long. The record is from RefSeq and is a predicted model, not a curated record. Lineage: Eukaryota; Metazoa; Chordata; Actinopteri; Perciformes; Gasterosteidae.